ACUCUGAACACCGCUACACGUCGGCCACCCUCGCCCCUUUUUCUGCCUCUCCUCCCGGGGAGUGAACCGGCAGCUGCGACCGCUCCCAGCGUCGCUGACCCGGCUGCGGUUGCUCCCAUCACCCGCUGGAGAUCCACGCCGGCUCUGCCCCUCGGCUCUCUGCAUCAGCAUCCAUAUUUGCAGCCCAGGGAGUGGCAGCCUCCUCCUCCUCCUCCUCCUCCUCCUCAUCCCGGGGACAAACUCCCAAGUUGCGGCUUUAAAUCGAACAAACCACGCAGCCAAACAUGGAGACCGACAGCCACCACUCCCACAUCUAGUGCCUGAUCCGCAAGCCUUCAUCAGCCAGGGAGGAGCUCUCAGGUCCCGGCCGUCUCCCCGCCACAGAAUGAACAUGCUCAAGUCCAGCGGACUGAAAAUCCCUGGCCGCGGGCCCAAGCAUUCCAGCCCAGUGGGGAGGACCUCAGCGGGUGCAGCGUCCAGCCCCGUCGUCUCCAAAGACAACCCUCCCCUGAAGCCGACCACACCGACUAGGAUCUCUGAGGAGGGCGACGAUGUUUUGGGCGACUACACGGUGGGCGAGCAGGUCUGGGUCAACGGUGUCAAACUAGGAGUUAUUGCUUACCUCGGGGAGACCCAGUUUGCCCCGGGACAGUGGGCAGGCGUAAUACUGAAUGACCUAGUUGGCAAAAACGAUGGUUCAGUGGGUGGCGUGCGCUACUUCGAGUGCCAGCCCCUCCAGGGCAUCUUCACGCGACCCUCCAAGCUCACACGACAGCCGGUCGGAGAGGGGAGCGACAGCCACUCCACUGACUCACUCUCUGCCCAGAAUCAGACUCAGCAGGGUGGCGGUGGAGCCCCCGCUGGCCAGCGGGUGGUAGUGCCCCUCAGAGAGGGCCUGCUCAACAGCGCCGUGAAAACGGGCAACGAGUCGGGGUCCAACAUGUCCGACAGCGGCUCAGUAAAGAAAGGUGGAGACAAGGAUCUUCGAGUUGGAGAUCGAGUUUUGGUCGGAGGCUCAAAGAUGGGGGUCAUACGAUACAUGGGGGAGACGGACUUCGCCAAGGGGGAGUGGUGCGGGGUGGAGCUAGACGAGCCCCUGGGAAAGAAUGAUGGUGCAGUAGCUGGUACAAG
This is a messenger RNA of Paralichthys olivaceus (Japanese flounder), 1131 nucleotides long. NCBI's taxonomy places the organism in Eukaryota, Metazoa, Chordata, Actinopteri, Pleuronectiformes, Paralichthyidae. The record is from RefSeq and is a predicted model, not a curated record.